GAGAGAGAGAGAGAGAGAGAGAGAGAGGGAGAGGGAGAGGGAGAGAGAGUCGUCGGGGCAUGAAGUUCGGGAAGGAUUUCCGGAACCACCUGGAGGAGACGCUGCCGGCGUGGAGGGACAAGUACCUCGCGUACAAGGCCCUCAAGAAGCUCAUCAAGAACCUGCCGCCCCCCGGAGUCGACGCCCCGCCUCCUCCCCUUCCUCCUCCUCCUCCUCCUCCGCCCGCCGCCGCCGGCGCCGAGGGGGAGGGAGGUGGACAUGGAGUCGGGCAUGGGAACAUCGCCCUGGGGAUCUGGUUCGCCAGGAUCCUCGACAUGGAGCUCCACAAGCUCAACGAGUUCUACAUGGAGAGGGAGGAGUGGUACGUCAUCCGGCUCCAGGUGCUCAAGGAGAGGAUUGAUCGCGUCAAAGCCAAAAAGAAUGAUGCUUUUACAUCUAAGAGCGAAUUUACUGAAGAGAUGUUAGAGAUACGUAAAGAUUUUGUGAUCAUACACGGAGAGAUGAUUCUUCUGCAAACCUACAGCUCCCUAAAUUUUGCUGGACUAGUGAAGAUACUGAAGAAGUAUGACAAGAGAACAGGCGGUUUGCUCAGCCUACCUUUUACUCAACGUGCUCGUCACCAGCCAUUUUUCACAACUGAACCUUUAACAAGGCUUGUUCGAGAAUGCGAGGCUAAUCUUGAACUACUUUUCCCGGUCGAAGCAGAAGUACUUGAGCCUGGUUCCUCUGCAAAGCUGGAACAGCAUGAUGAUGUGGCUAGACGUGAUCCAACUUCAUCUUGCGAUGUGGAAACCUCAGAUGUGUACCGAGGCACACUCGCAGCAAUUAAAGCGAUGCAGGGCCUUCGGAGAGCCAGCUCUACUUACAACCCCCUGUCUCUAUCUAGGUUCUUCCAUGGCGAGGAUGGCGAAGCUUGUUCUGGUGCCAUCACUUCUGAGAGUUCGCUGUCAGAUUCCUCAACAGGCUCCCAGAUUCAAGAUGCCGGAAAGGAUGAUAAUGAGGUGCAAUCAAGGGAGCAGAAUGCUGCUCAAAGGGAGCAUAAUGCAGAAGGCGAGCCACGCGAUGAAUAAUCCGUCUUCUCACGCACCGUUCAAUAACCGUUCACAAGGGUAAAUGGAUUAUCUGGAUGUCUAGCCGUCUUUGAAGUGUCACGCGAGGAUUUCCUAAUAGACUUAUUUUUUGGCAUCAGAACCUCAGAGGCAUGAAAUGUUUAUCUUACCAUGUUUUUGUUGUGUUGGCAGCAUGUCAUAAGGGUUUAUUAUAGGAGCCAUUUGAGUUUUGAAGCUGUAGGCAGAAAGCAUUGACAAGUCAUAGCUGACUCCGGAGAAAUCUUAUACAAUUUUCCCUUGGUUUCUCGAAUUUUUUUGUUGACACUUUA
Phragmites australis (common reed) is the source of this 1378-nucleotide messenger RNA. RefSeq names its product SPX domain-containing protein 4-like. The record is from RefSeq and is a predicted model, not a curated record. Gene Ontology annotation, biological process: cellular response to phosphate starvation. The transcript is spliced from 3 exons. The coding region runs from base 60 to 1070 and encodes 336 amino acids. Lineage: Eukaryota; Viridiplantae; Streptophyta; Magnoliopsida; Poales; Poaceae.